UUUUCUAAUCCCCACCUCAUCACGCCAACUCCAAAAGGCAUAUCCCAUUCCCUCCUUAAUAUUCUGCUAAUCAAACCUCUUCCCUUUCCCCAUUCCCAAGCUUCUUUUAUAUAUACACCUACCUCCCCAGUCACCUCUUCCCACCUGCCACUCUCCAAUCGAAUUCAUUCCGCGUAACGAGUUCGUCGGUAUAUAGAUUUCCCGAUGAAGUUCGGGAAGCUGUUGAAGCAGCAGAUUCAGGAGACGUUGCCCGAGUGGCGCGAAAUGUUCCUCGCAUACAAGGAGUUGAAGAAGCUCGUGAGGCUGAUCUCGGCCUCCUCCCCUUCUUCCACCCACCCGGAUGAGCACGGGCUCAGCAAGGGGGAGGCCGAGUUCAUGUAUCUGCUGAAUCAUGAGAUCGAGAAGUUCAACGGGUUCUUCAUGGAGAAGGAAGAGGACUUCAUCAUCAAGAAUGCGGAGUUGAAGCAGAGAAUACAGAGGGUUGUUGGUACUUGGGGAGAACAUGGAAGCCAGCCUUCAGAGAAACUCUACGAGGAGGAGAUGGCUCGGAUAAGAAAAGACAUUGUCGAUUUUCACGGCGAAAUGAUUCUUCUUAUGAACUAUAGCAACGUCAAUUACACAGGGUUGGUGAAAAUUUUGAAGAAAUACGACAAGCGGACAGGCGGAGUAUUGCGCCUCCCCUUCAUUCAGAAGGUUUUAGACCAACCAUUCUUUACGACGGACCUCUUAUCGGAGCUUGUCAAAGAAUGUGAAAUCAUGAUAGAUGCUGUGUUCCCGGUUGAGGAGCGGGAGAAGGCCAGGGAACUGAGAGAGGCAGUAUCCGUGGCUGAUGAGGGAAUAUUUAGGAAAACGAUUGCUGCGCUGAUGACGAUGCAGGAGAUCAGGAGAGGGAGCUCUACAUACAGUCACCACUCAUUGCCACCCCUCAACUUACCCGAAUCCUAUCUAUCCCAGUUCUUACAGCUCAAUUCCCCGAUCCCGAUUCAGUAAUCAGACUCAUAUGUGAUUGUCACAGUUGUUUUACGGUUGUAUCAUUUGCGACUAGCGAGCUAAUAUCGAGUCGAGAUGGAACGUAGUAGCUAUAGAUGAGAGAGGGCACUAAUAUUUCACAUAUGUUUGUUUGCAUAUCAAGUGAUUGUCUGUCGUCGAUGAUCAUCACGGUUCAUGGGAUAACUUGAAAUUUAGUAUAUUUCAAUUUUAAUUUUCAGAGGAACGAAAUUAUGUAUGGCUCAACGCA
Punica granatum (pomegranate) is the source of this 1237-nucleotide messenger RNA. Lineage: Eukaryota; Viridiplantae; Streptophyta; Magnoliopsida; Myrtales; Lythraceae. The record is from RefSeq and is a predicted model, not a curated record.